CAGCUAGCCUUCUUGCUGCUAGCGGUGUAGAGGGGCCAGAUAAUCAAUGGUCCUAUUUCGGUAUUUACUUUAUUUAUUCUCGCGUCGUAACCCCGAAUAACGUAAGCGAGCCUCGAAAGGUCCAGGGAACGGCGCGGAAUCACGACGGGCUCGCUAAAGAUAAAGGUAAUUGUUGGGGGGGGAGGGGGGUUACCAGAGAGAGAAGUUGAAUGGAUCCGAGGGUAGCCUGGAUUCAGCCCGAACAGAAAGGACCUGCGAACGCCUUAUGGAUGCACGUCUGGGAGACCUCUCAGGGAGCGGGGACGCUCUCCGCUCGGCAGCUCCACAAUCAGAACCACAGCCAGUUCGUCGGCUAUGCGGCACUGGAUGUUUUAAAAAAUGUGGCGACCGCAGUUGCUUCGAGCAAGGCGAGCUCUUGCAGCAGCGGUAGCGUCACGGGCAGCCGGAGUAACGGCAGCAGCCAUCACAGCAUCCCUGCACCGAGCGGUGGUGGCACGGCGGUGUCCAGCGGGACCGGACGCAACUCUUCCACCACGGGGAACGUCGCGGAACCGCCGGGCGAGGACAAGAUCCUGCCCCAAAAGAAGACGAGCUCCGUCUCCCCCUCGUCUUCCCAGGAAUCCGAUACCGAGGGUUUUUCUUCUGGCUGUCCGCUCGAGAGGACUAUGGGGGGAAAUGUGACGGGCAACUUUAAUAAAAACGUCGGGAGCACGAUGUUGUGCUCGAGGGACGGCGGCGUGGAGGAUAACGUAAACGUUUGUCAUCAUGGACACCUAGAGGAACAGCCAGCUUUAAGUUUACCGCAGAACUGUGGGAAGCGUCACCAGCAGGUCCCCCCCUCCGUACACGCUAAUCACUCAUACAAUCACCACCCGGGCCGGAGGAAAAGUGACAAUAAGGCGAGCACGUAUGGAGCAAAUUACUGGCCGGCAAACUGCACUAAUGGCAACUGUCCGAACACUUGGACGCCGUGGAAGACGAGGACGUACAAGCCGGGGGUGCUCGGACUCCACGAAGAGGUGGUGGACUUCUACAACUUCAUGUCUCCCCGGCCUGAAGAGGCAGCGAUGAGGAAGGAGGUGGUGACGCGAAUAAAAAGGAUCAUCAACGAGCUGUGGCCCAAAGCAGAUGUUCAGAUAUUUGGCAGCUUCAGCACAGGGCUGUACCUUCCGACCAGUGACAUCGACCUAGUCGUGUUUGGUAACUGGGAGCGACCCCCGCUGCAAGAGCUGGAGCAGGCGCUUCGUGAAAACAAUGUGGCAGAACCUGACUCCAUUAAAGUGUUGGACAAAGCUACAGUGCCAAUCAUCAAACUGACGGACCAAGAGACGGAGGUGAAAGUGGACAUCUGCUUCAACAUGAAUUCUGGAGUGAAGGCGGCAAGCUUCAUUAAAGACUACUUGAAGGAGUACCCGGUUCUGCCUUACUUGAUCUUUGUCCUGAAGCAGUUUCUGCUGCAGAGAGAUCUGAAUGAAGUCUUCACUGGGGGCAUUAGCUCCUACAGCCUCAUCCUUAUGGUCAUUAGUUUCCUACAGCUUCAUCCUCGUAUUGAUGCCAGAAUCCCCAACCAGAACUUGGGCAUGUUACUGAUUGAGUUCUUUGAGUUGUAUGGCCGCCAGUUCAACUACUUGAAAACAGCGAUUCGCCUCACAAAUGGAGGUGCUUAUGUAUCCAAAGAGGAAAUUAUGAAGGCCAUGACCAAUGGAAACAGGCCGUCUAUGCUCUGUAUAGAGGACCCACUGGUUCCAGGUAAUGAUGUGGGUAGAGGUUCUUAUGGUGCCAUGCAAGUCAAGCAGGCGUUUGACUAUGCCUAUAUUGUGCUGAGUCAUGCUGUGUCACCGCUCGCAAGGUCCUAUCCCAACAAAGACUGUGAAAGCACGUUGGGGAGGAUCAUCAGGUUGACCCAGGAAGUUAUCAAGUACAGGGAAUGGAUCAUUAAGAAGUGGGGAGGCAAGGAUUCACCACCAACGGACAGCAGAGUGUCAUCUCCCAAAGAGCCAGUUUCCAGUCAGGAGCCAUGUGAGCCUUGUGGUGGGGGCGUUGGAGGUUCAGAGGAGCAGCAAAGGGACUCUGCGUCACCUCACAGCGCAGACUCCCCCAUGUCCAUCUCCAGCCUGCAGCAGCACUCGUCAGACUCGUCGGUGUCUUCACUGUCCGGGUCAGACAACGACUCUGAUUCAGCAGUGCCAUGUCCCCUGCCUCCACCAACCUUGCCAGCAUAUGUGUCUUUCCCUCCACUUGGCUUAGCCUUAGCACCGGGCCUCAACAUGGCAGCCGGAAAGCACGGCAUGGGAGGACACCAUCUGCUCCUUCCUCCAGGUUCACAGGCUCAUAUUUCGCUGCCUGGAGGUUUAGCGCUGCACUCCAUGCCUGGCAGACAGUUGUCUAUGGACACUGGGCUACCUCCUUUCUUCCACUUGCCCCCCCCAGCCCAUGCCCCUGCUCCUUCCAGCACCCAGCCCCCACCCAGCCCCCACUCCAGCCACGCACACAAGAACGGAGCGAAGUUUAACAUGAAGGGCUUCUUCAACCAGCCGCUGGUCAACAGUGCAGCUGUGGUGAACCGCGGACACGCCCAGUAUCACGGCAAGUCCUGGAGACGCAGGAAGAGGGACAGCCUUCCUGUCAGCCUCAGCAGAUAGAAACCACUUCCUUUAGUCCCCCCUUCCUCUCUGGCUGCAAACCCUCAGUCUUCAGUCACCUUAAAGGACGACAGAUGAACACCUUAACGAUCUGCCUCUUCCUCCCACUGUCCGUUUUGUUGUUGUUUUUGUUUCC
This is a messenger RNA of Nematolebias whitei (Rio pearlfish), 2778 nucleotides long. RefSeq names its product terminal nucleotidyltransferase 4A (gene tent4a). The transcript has 13 exons. Gene Ontology annotation, cellular component: TRAMP complex; nucleolus. Lineage: Eukaryota; Metazoa; Chordata; Actinopteri; Cyprinodontiformes; Rivulidae. Gene Ontology annotation, molecular function: poly(A) RNA polymerase activity; mRNA binding. Gene Ontology annotation, biological process: RNA 3'-end processing. The record is from RefSeq and is a predicted model, not a curated record. The coding region runs from base 210 to 2642 and encodes 810 amino acids.